This is a messenger RNA of Neofelis nebulosa (Clouded leopard), 1588 nucleotides long. It is a transcript of the gene ZNF488, whose product is annotated as zinc finger protein 488. Gene Ontology annotation, biological process: regulation of DNA-templated transcription. The transcript has 2 exons. NCBI's taxonomy places the organism in Eukaryota, Metazoa, Chordata, Mammalia, Carnivora, Felidae. The coding region runs from base 405 to 1376 and encodes 323 amino acids. The record is from RefSeq and is a predicted model, not a curated record. Gene Ontology annotation, cellular component: nucleus.
UUGGAUGGGGGAUAAGAUGAGGCCUCCAUUUGUCUCUUACCCUAAACCCUCAUAGGUGGCCAUUAAAAUCUCCAAGACUCUGCCUUUUUGUAACUCAAAGAAGGCAGCUGAGGUGGUUUAGAUAAGGACAUCCCUGUGGGUGUCCAGGAGGUCGAUGAACUGGAAGACUACAGUACAAUAAUUAAUGGUCAUGGUGUGAACAUUGAAGUCACCCAUGGACAUGGAAGGAUCUAGAAGGCCUAGAAGAGUCCUGUGGUCCAAGUGUGGCUGGCCCAGCCAACAGGGGAGCUUUCCAAUCUCACGGUUCCUCCCCGGGGCAAGCCCUCUGCAACGCCAAAGCCCUGAAGACUGACAGCCGUUGGAGCGUCCGCCUUCUUCAGCUGGCUCACACCCUGCUGGUCGUCAUGGCUGCUGGGAAGGGUGCUCUGCAGAGCUCUUCGGCUGAAAACACAUGGAGGCUUAGUGAAGCUGACCAGGGCUGGAGCUGCAAGCCAGUGCUGCUGGAAAAAAUGAACAACCUGGGCUCUGAGGCUGCCAUGGGUGGUGGUGGCCGGGAGGAGACCUCUGCUGAGGUGGCACUGUCAGCAACCCCAGGAAAACUCAGACUGGGAAAGCCAAUGGCCCAGAAGGUGUGCUGGGAACAGGGGCAGAGUGCUUUCACAGAGGUGCCCCGACUCAAGAAGAGGCUGGAGGGUGUGCAGGCCAAGGAGAGGGAGCAUGAUAACCCCACAGGCCAGCCUGGUCCCCAGAAGCUGACCCAGGACACCCCCAGGGACCUAGCUGACAGCAAGACCUCUGUGUGGCCCAGUGGAGCCCGAGGGGAGCAGAAAAGCGCCUUCAGCAAACCAGCCAGGUGUCCAGCAGGGAGACCUGGGCCAACCUCUGUCUUCCAGGCACGUGGACCUGCAGAUGCCCUUGGGGAGCUGUUGGGACUCAGCAACACGGUAGACAUCCCUUGUUGGGAUCAGCUUUCAAAUUCUAAGUUUUUGGUGGGUGAUUUCUGGAACCUGCAGACGUUGCCACAAAAUGCUCCUCUCUGCAGUGCUUUCCUGGGGGCCCCCACACUGUGGCUAAAGCAUGCCACAGCCCAGAUGUCCACACCGUCAUCAUCCUCUUCCACUGCCACUUGGGCCCUGCUGCCACCUACGUUCACCUCCCUGGGCCUGUCCACCCAGAACUGGUGUGCAAAAUGCAACCUCUCCUUUCGCCUGACCUCCGACCUGGUCUUCCACAUGCGGUCCCACCACAAAAAGGAACAUGUGAGGCCUGACUUACAUUCUAAGAAGCUGAGAGAAGAGGCCCUCACGUGUCCCAUUUGCCAUGAGUAUUUCCGGGAGCGCCACCAUCUCUCCAGGCACAUGACUUCUCACAGUUAGCAGGUGGCUGUGGAACAGACCUGUAGAUGGAGCUUCUAGCAUUUGGCGGUGGGGCGGAGAUGGCUCACUGGUGCUUCCUUUGAGAAGGCUCGUCAUCGUUGUCUGCAGGGCUGUCUGCAUUGGAGUUGAUAGAUGAACUUGGUCAUCAUUUGAAAAAGACGGUCCUUGGCUCUGAUGUAUUUUGAUGGAAAUAAAGUCAUGAAAUAAAAUGA